Messenger RNA from Oncorhynchus gorbuscha (pink salmon), 2273 nucleotides. RefSeq names its product hyaluronan and proteoglycan link protein 4 (gene hapln4). The coding region runs from base 169 to 1341 and encodes 390 amino acids. Lineage: Eukaryota; Metazoa; Chordata; Actinopteri; Salmoniformes; Salmonidae. The transcript is spliced from 5 exons. Gene Ontology annotation, biological process: cell adhesion. Gene Ontology annotation, molecular function: hyaluronic acid binding. The record is from RefSeq and is a predicted model, not a curated record.
CAAUGACAAAAUGAAACAGCUAUAGGGUAGGAGACCGCAAGCUAACUGCAGGAUAGAGAGAGAGAGGAUGAGUCAAGUACUGCACCAUAUCAUUAAAAGCCCAGCUGGAGUAAACGACAUACGGCAUAUAUAUCUUCAGACAGACGCAGUAUUCUUGAAGAGAUAAUAAUGCACUCCUCACAGCCUCUGUUCCUGGGGACAGUGACCUGGGUGGUCCUAACCUUUGUCCUCUCUGUGACCUCCCUCCCUGCCGAUGCUGAGAAGGGAAGGAGGAAAGUUGUUCAUGUACUGGAGGAUGACACUGGAGCAGUGAUCGUUCAGACCGCCCCUGGUAAAGUGAUCACACACCGGGGAGGCUCCAUCACUCUGCCCUGCCGCUACCACCACGAACCCGAGAGCUCCGACCCCAACCGCAUCCGCAUCAAGUGGACCAAGGUGACGGAUGCACUGGUGUUUGAGGACGUGUUUGUGGCGUUGGGCCUUCAGCAGAGGGUGUUCAGAUCGUACCGGGGUCGUGUGUCCCUAGAACAGAAUGGACCGGGAGACGCAUCUGUCAUCAUCCACAACGUCACUUUGGAGGACUACGGACGCUACGAGUGCGAGGUCACCAACGACAUGGAGGACGACACGGGAUUUGUCAACCUGGAUCUUGAAGGCGUGGUGUUCCCAUACUACCCACGGGUGGGGCGCUACAAGCUCAAUUACCACCAGGCUGAGGACGUGUGUAAGGAGCAGGAUGCCAUCCUGGCCUCCCAUGCCCAGCUCCACAAGGCCUGGCUAGAGGGCCUGGACUGGUGCAACGCAGGCUGGCUGGAGGACGGCUCCGUCCAGUACCCCAUCUCCCACCCCCGGGACCAGUGUGGCCGCAAGGACACCCCUGCAGGGGUACGCAACUACGGCUACAGACACAAAGAGGAUGAGCGCUACGAUGCCUUCUGUUUCACCUCCAACCUCAAUGGUGAGGUGUAUUUCCUGAAGCGUUUUAAGAAGGUUAACUAUGCUGAGGCAGUGAAGGCGUGCCUGCGUGACAGCUCGGUGGUGGCCAAGGUGGGUCAGCUCUAUGCUGCCUGGAAGAUCCAGCUACUGGAUCGCUGUGAGGCCGGCUGGCUGGAGGACGCAAGUAUCCGCUACCCCAUCGUCAACCCACGCACCCGCUGCGGAGGGCCCCAACCGGGGGUCCGCCACCUGGGCUUCCCCGACUUGAAGUUCCGCCUCUACGGGGUUUACUGCUUCCGCAAGAACCAAGAGAAUGUUAAUGUUGAUGUAGUUAAGAUGACACAGCGCCCAGGGAAGAGCAGCAAGGACAUCCCCAUGAACACCACUACCACCAGAAACAUCUAGAGAGACUGAGACGAGGGUUUCUUAGGAUCACUGCUGCUACAACAUAGCUCCAUCCAUUGCUUUAAAAUAAACAAUGUUGCUGAACAUUACUGACAAGACAUGCUAAUUUGCAGCAGGAUUCACCAGAAAGAGUGUGGUUCAGUUAGGGGCGGAAUCUUUAUCUCUGUGAUUUCUCUUGUCUUAAAUGAGGUGGCAGUCAUGUUGAGGUUGGUUUGUGCGCACACCAUUGUCUCAGAGAGGCUAGUAAAUGCAUCAGAUCAUUAUUUCCCAGGCACAAAAAUGAAUGCCAUUGUUUACUAUGUGUCUAUUAGAGACAUGGAGAGAGACCACAGGCAUAAUGGGGGCUCAGACUUCACAGUGUGUUCUGUUCUCCAAGUGGCUUCAUUUCUGAAGGAAAAGCAGACUACUAUCAUGCCUAAUCUAUCUGCAAAUGUUGCCAGGUGCCAGCAUGAUGCCCAAGCUUUGCCUGGCAUGGCAGAGCACUGCUUAGAGGUGCCCUUUGAGUUCUACUGCGCCCCCAGUCGUCCGCCUCUAUCCGGUUGCCAUGUUUGGGUAGAGCCAUCUGAAACGUUUCUCCUCAGUAACUAACUAAGUACUGGCAACCGACCAGAGCUCAAUAAACAUAGUGAAUGUUGCACUUUUAAUUAGAUAUAUUUUAUGAGGAAAUGGUUAGUCUAUAGCAAGCAUGUUUUACCUGGAGCUAAUUUUAGUAACUGAUGCUGAUCUAACUGAACUUUGUUAUAGCUGCUUUAAUAGCUGCUUGAUUACACCAUGUUUCUAUGCAGCCAUGGCCAUUGAUUGCACUAUUUGUUCAAUUGUGAAAACCACAAUUUAACUGUAUCAGUCAUUAUCUUGAUGUAUGAAUUGUAUCUAUAGCGAGGGCUAUAUGCUGAAGCUGUGAUUCAAAAGUAAUAAAUUCGAUAUUGACAAUA